Messenger RNA from Plutella xylostella (diamondback moth), 3775 nucleotides. It is a transcript of the gene Set8, whose product is annotated as SET domain containing 8. Gene Ontology annotation, cellular component: nucleus; polytene chromosome. NCBI's taxonomy places the organism in Eukaryota, Metazoa, Arthropoda, Insecta, Lepidoptera, Plutellidae. The record is from RefSeq and is a predicted model, not a curated record. Gene Ontology annotation, biological process: regulation of DNA damage response, signal transduction by p53 class mediator; regulation of transcription by RNA polymerase II. Gene Ontology annotation, molecular function: protein binding; transcription regulator activity; histone H4K20 methyltransferase activity.
AACAAGCGGCCAUUUUCUAUAAAAAUUCCUCCGCGCUCUCCGCGUUCUUUAGCGUCUUUUAGAAUAAAUCGUUUUAAUUUUGUGGUUUUAAUGUUGUAAUUUAAAAUAAAACAUUUAGAAACUAGAGUAAGCAUAUGAACUUUUGAUUACACGAAGUCGUGACACAUUGAGAUUGUAUUGUAUCAUAUGAUUUGUCUCCACGAUCUCUUGAAGGUCUAUUACAAAAUAUUCGUAACACGAAACAAGUUUGUUUGUAUUGUGAAAAGCGCAUCUUCAAUGGUGUUCCUGGAUCAAAUUGUAGAUGUUAUCCAGUUGAAAUCGAUAUGGUGAAAGCCAACACCACUUUGGUAUCUUCGCCCGAGGCUGUGAAGACUCCUCACCGCAUUGAGUUGUGUGAGGAGAAGCCUGCAAGACCCAAGCGUAGUUAUAAAAAACGAAGAAUUAUAACUACAACACCAAUUAAGACUGAAAAUGCAAAAGCAGUGACACCAGCCAAAAAGAUUGUACUUCGCACUAGGCCUUUAAAGACUAGCAACGGUAUAACCAAUAUGACUAACGGCCACACACUGAGGUCCAGAACGGCCAGAGCUGCGGCCCGCGCAGCCGAGAGCCACAAAUUGACUGAAUAUUUCAAAGAAGAGCCAAAAAGUCCUAGAACAUCCAUUGACACACCCCCUGACUCACCCCCUCCUGUCAUUGAGAGUAUUAAAGUAGAAUCUAUUAAAGCAGAGAACAAGGUUGCAAAUGGUGUAACUAAUCAUAAGCUCACUGAGUAUUUCCCUGUUAGACGAAGUGUGAGAAAGACAUCAAAAUGUGUAAUGGCAGAAAAAAUGAGAGACUUGGAAAGAGCUAUUCGGGAUCAGCGAGAAGAUGGACUUGCGGUUGCAUACUUUGAAGGCAAGGGUAGAGGUAUCAUAGCGACGAGAGCAUUCUGCCGCGGUCAGUUUGUGGUGGAGUAUGCGGGCGAGCUGGUGGGCCUGUCCGAAGCCCGAGACCGGGAGCUCAAGUACGCACAGGACCCAGAGGCCGGGUGCUAUAUGUAUUACUUUAGACAUGGUGAUCAACAGUAUUGUAUCGACGCGACAGCCGAAUCCGGGCGCCUGGGCCGUUUAGUAAACCACUCGCGCAACGGCAACCUGGCCACCAAGGCGCUGUGGGUGGACGGGCCGCGGCUGGUGCUGCUCGCCGCGCACGACAUCGCCGCGGGCGAGGAGCUCACGUACGACUACGGCGACCGCUCGAGGGAGUCGCUGCGCCACCACCCCUGGCUCGCGCUUUGACCUGGGAAUUCUUGAAAACACCACCAUUGGACGUUUAAGAGAUAUUUAUUAACGUAGUAUAAUAAUUAUGAAAUCUGUUCGUUGUUAGACAAAUUAUUUUGUUUGUUUUCGUGAAAGUACGAAUUGUGUGUUUAGUGGUAAGACGAGUGGCCUAAUGUGGUAUGAUAAUUAAGUAAAGUUUACUAUGCCUUAAGCCACUAAUAUGACCGUUGACACUUUAUUAAAUAAGGUUUAGAUUUGUAUGUAAAGCUUACUUCAAGUCGGGAUAAGGUAAACGUGCCUCUAAUGUUUCGUACUUGUUAAGUGGGUGGUAGUACUUACUCAAACACCACCCACUUCAAAGUUAAGCAAAUAAAUAAUUAUUCUGCCUCUGUCAUAAUAACAGAGAGCGAAAGAAACGGCAUAAAAAGACUUGAAACCAUAGUAUUAUACUAAGUCUAUGCUUGAAACUGAACAAAUAAAGCCAAACAUAUUGUGACAAAAUGACAAAUUGUUUUGAAGCAUGUUCGUUGUAUUCGACUCAGAAUUCGGAGUAUACCGGUGAAGUGGUGUCCUAAAAUAGGAUUUGUGAUGAUGUCCAGACAGUUCAUAUUGUCUUGGGAGCACUGAUAUGAAACCAAAAUGACAUUACGCUAGAACUGCGUACAAAGCUAGUUAUACCCGCAAUUAGCUUAUAUUGAUAGGACUUGAGAAUGAACAUUCUCUUUUAGAAAAAAGCAUGGGAUGAAUCCUUAAUAAGGCUAUGGUUAUAUGGAUCCCACGUUGACUGAACCAAAGUUAAUGGUGAAAUCCAACGAAAAAAUUCAUGUAUUUAAAUGACGGGAGUUUUUUGUAAGUUACCUCGUUAUUAUGGUUCAGGUGAGUGUUCAAUGCUCUCCUGAAAUAUGUUCAAAUAAUGCGAAGUAAUAAACUAUAACGUAGUUCCAAGCAUACCUAUGAAAAUAGCCACGACGUGAUAUGCUGCACGAGGCAUGGAAAUUCCUGUAUAUGGUAGAAAACUACCAAUCAUGAAGUAUUAUUAUUAAGUCACAUCUAAUUUUACACGAGAUUCAGAUGAUGAUUUUAUUUAUGGUACAAACCAAAGGGCGUAUUCUUAAAGUUUACUAAUUUCGGACACAGUACACGUUGAUUUCCUAACAUAACGUGUACGCCGCAAUAGUAACUUAUAGAGGCACCUGUUUAUGAGACUUCAGUGUCUAGAUAUCACGACACUAACUCGAAUAAUUUCGUAAUAUUUAUUUCAUUUUAAUUUAAUUGUAAGUUGUUUUUAAUACGCAAGGUUGUUGUUUAUAUUGCUCACAUGUCAAUGAAAAUUCGUCUUUUUUUGCAUCUUUAAUUUUUAUUUACCUAAAGGGCUAGUAUAGCUGGGACAAUCGGAAUUCAUUAUGAGUAUGUUUAUAAUUGCGUCUCAAUAAAAACACCAGCCAUGUAGACCAAAAAUAUUUUUAUGCACCGACACCAUACAGUGUCCUGAAACACCUCAACAAUUUGUUAACUGUGCCGUAAAAAUAUGAAUUGAAGUAAUUAUUGUAUAGAUAGAUAGAAAAUAGGAUCAAAUUAGAAAUGGCCCACCGUAUAUAAAAAGUAGUCUUCCAUCCAAUAAUAAUUUAUAAAUCGAAGCUGACUGGUUCUAAAUAAAACAAUAGAGAUACCAAUAACUCUGUAGGUUCCUCGGUGGGCUGCAUGGAAAGAAUUUUCAUUUUUUACUAACUGAAGCUGUGACUCUCAUUAAAUAGAAAGUGCACUUCUUGUUUUAAGUAAUAAAAACGUAACUUCAAACUGUAUUUAUAGGUCUUUUAGUUUAGAUUUAAAAUAAAUUUCCAAACAAUUUUGUGUAAUGAAAAGCGUAUAUGUGAUAGACUGCAUCCAAAAUUAGUGAAAUUUUCAUAUGGCAUUUGUGUAAUAAUAAUAAUUAACAUAAGUAAAUUAAUAUAUGAUGCGCUAUGAUAUACGAGUAGUAAUGCAAUUUCGAUGUAUUUUGAUCAUACUUUGGUUUUGAAUAUUGUAUAAUGUUAUUUUUUUAAUGUUCAUAAUAAGUCGAGAUGGCAUUGUGAUAAAGUGUGUUCGCAACCUAACAAGUGAAACCUAACAUAGUGUUUGUAAACUAGGCGGGAUCGCCCUCAAUACGUGAAAGUUAAUUAAUGAUUUAAUCAAUAAUAAUAUAUUUUACAUAUAAAUCAUAGUGAUUAAAAUAAAUAUGCACUAAGUUUGGUGGGGAACCGUUAUCAUUUUCACCAAUAUUUUUUCGUUGUUAUGUCCUUUUACUUUAUUUUCCCUUAAAACAGCCGAAUCGCUUGUGAUUUAGGAAUUUAGAUCCAACAGUAUAUUUCAUCCCAUUUAUUUUCCGUAAUUAACAACAGUUUUACCAAAGAUAAACUUAAAUGUUAAAAUAAUAUGAUAUUAGUAUAACUUGCGUAAAAACUAAGCGAUACAAGAAACUAUAUCAUAAUUUAAUAUUUAAUUCAGCAAUAAAGGCGACCAAUUUUUAAUUUUCA